UAACCCCUAUUUCUCCUCUCCUCUUCUCCUGUGUUUCACUCCCUGAGUCGUUUUCUCUGAUCACUGAAAGAGAGAGAGAGACCUUAUUUGACAAAUAUCUCCUUUUUAUUUACCAUCUUUUAAUUCCCUCAGAUAUUCUCCUCCUCCUUCUUCUCUCCAGACAAGAACCCCAAAACGACAACGUUUAACAUCCAAACACCAGUAAGACGCUUUCGUACCUUCUUCCUCUUCGUCCUCCUCGCUGUUUAACCGAUUUAGAUUUUUUCCCUCACAAUGCCCUAAAAAAAAAUCCUCAAAUCAACACCACUUUUCAAAUUAAAAAAAAACCCUAAUUUCAAUCUCUACAUCUCUGAUGGGCUCCUCCUCCGAUAUCGUCCCUGACCGAUCUUCCCCCGGGAACCACCGCUCUCCCGCCGAAGACGACGCUUCUCCGGUCGCCGGUACCAAAAUUCCGGCGGAGCUCAGGAGAACGAGGCCUUCGCGCGCUUGCACUGUUAGGGCGCAGCAGCGGCUUCAGGAGCAGCAAGCGGCGGAGAGAAAGGUCAGGCCUUUGAAGAAGGAGUGUAAACGGAGGGAAGAAGAGGUUGAGGAGGAAGAUGAUGAUGAUGAGGAGGAGGAAGAGGAAGAGGAAGAUGAGAAUCAUCAGCGGCAAUGCGUUGGAGGAGGAGGAAGUUCAGGCAAAAGCAAAAUCGUUACUUCGCUUGUCCCGCCACCGGAGGCUUCGCAGAUGCCGCGGUGGAAUCUUAGGUCUAUGUGGGAACUUGCUUCCGUACUCAACUUCUUGCAUGUUUUUAGACCGCUUUUGAAGAUCAAUGCGGAGUUUUCAGCUGAGGAGUUUGAGACGGCUUUGCUGAAUCCUAACGAUACUUUAAGUGACAUUCAUAUUCCUCUGUUAAAGGCCAUUCCUCCUGUAACUAGAACGGCCCUCACACGUGAUACCUGGGUCACUGUCCUGUGCAGAAAAAUUAGAGAUUCCUGGCAUUGGGUCGCAGAAGGGGACCUUCCUAUUAUUGCCUCGCAAGGGCGGGAGAUUGAAGUGUACAAAUCCCUUGAUCCAGCCAUUCGUGUGGUGAUUUUGAAAGCUUUAUGUGAUAUUCGUGUUGAGCAAGAGGAUAUCAGGAGCUACAUUGACAAUUCCCUAAAAACUGGUGUUCAUGUGUCAGCUUUUCGCAAAGAUCGCGUUGGGGGUGAUUCACAUGGAGUUAAUUUUUGGUAUGAGGAUGAUCCCUUAGUUGGUCACCGUUUAUAUCGGGAAAUAAGGAAAGCAGAGGUGGUCAAGGUCAGAACGAAGGGUUCCAAGAUUCUUCCUAACGUAACAUAUCAAUGGGAAACUGUUGCCACUAAUUUUGAUGAAUUCCAAGAUGUUUCUGAGAAACUGAAUUCAAGUAGUAGUAGAAUUGAGAUUUCUCUAGGGAAGAAGUUAACUAGAGAUAUGCUUCCUGAGAUAGAAAAAGAACACAAGAGGAAAGAAAAAUUGUUGAAAAAGCAACAUAGACAGGCUCUUCUCCUGGAUAACUAUUUGGUUGUUGACGGUCUUGGUGCUGGCCGUUCUCUCCGUGACAGGAAGCCAGUUAGAUACACUUUUGAUGAUUAUGAUAGGUCGAUAAAUGAAGCUAUCAAGAUAACAAAGAAGAAAAAUCCAUCACCAGAAGAACCUUUUCUCCACAGAAGAGAAUCAGCCAGAUUGGACGCUCUUGCGAAUGGCAGUUCGACAAGUUCAGCCCACCUUACUGAACCUGUGAACGAUACAGCAUCUGCGGGAUCUUCUGAUUUUGCUGAUUCUGAUGAGUUCGAUGAGCAGAGAGAUGAAUCCAUGGACAAAAGUAACAGGCGCAGACAACGGCCCCAGAGGUAUUCAGCUACGGACUUUGUUGAAACUGUUUCAGACAAUGAUGCAGGAUUCGAGAGCGAUGAUGACAUUGUUGGGGAAGCAGUUUAUGAUGAAGAGUAUCUUAGGAAGCGCAAACGGAAGAAGAUAUCUAGUGGUUCUGAGGGAGAGGAGGAAAACGGGGAUGAAGAGUACAAAUGGGAUGAAGACAAUGCUGAGUACGAGGAAGAGGAAGAAGAAGAAGAGGAUGAUGAAGAUUCUCAAAGUAGCAGCGAAGAAGAUAGCGAUGAACCCCGGAGAGGUAAGAAAAUGCCACGGAGAGAAGCUAAGUCAAGAUCAAGAUCAAGGUCAAAUGAUUACCGGACAGGUCUGAGACGUAGUAAAAGAGCCACAAGAAUCGAUUACCAACAAUAUGAGUUCUCGGAAUCAGACAAAGAAGUAACAGGGGUGGCUAAACGGAAACGAUUGGUUGAGCCAGAUGAACAUUCCGAUGAAUCAGGGAAUGGGAACUUCACAAUGGGAAGUGAGGACUCGGAAGAAAAGGCAAAUGACCAUGAAUCAGAAUCUCCUGAUGAAGAAGUAGAAGAAGAGACUAGAGAAGUCAAUGACAAUGCAGAGAAAACAAAUGGCACAGAGAAUAAUAAUCAAGUGAACAAGUCAAACGGCACAGACCAAGAAGAAGUUGAGGGUGCAGUAGGCAAAAGGCAUUACCUCGAUUUAAACGAGCUUGCUCCUGUAUCUGGUUUUGAUGAUGGUCCAAGUACAGCUUUGAAGGAUGAUGAUAAGACAGACAACUUAUAAUCAAAGACAUAGAGACUGUCUUAAAGCUCCCUCUGUAAACAAGAUAUUUACGAGUUAUUUCUGGCAGAAACCUCUUCAGUUGAACGGUAAUCUGCAUUCAAGCAUAUAUAUAUGCCUUCUAGUUUUUAAGUUAUCAGGCAAACACGGCUGAUAAGUGAAGUGGAGAGGUCUCUUCUGUGUAGAUUAGUUAGUCAUUUUGUUCUUACCCUGAAAAGGAAACAAUGAAGAGGGUGAACCAGAGAUUCCUACAAGCUGUUGGUUAUGGAAUUAUUAUUAGUGUACAAUUAACUUUUGUAUUUAACCAUAUGAACACGUUCAGGGUCUCUUAGAUUUUGGUAAAACGAUGCAGCUUUGAGACUUUUCUGAAUGGCGUUAUUAUGGUCCAUGGAGUAAAAUCCUCUAAAAGAUGUGAAUCUCUUUUUAGCGUUGUCC
Molecule: messenger RNA, 3061 nt
Organism: Brassica napus (rape)
Lineage: Eukaryota; Viridiplantae; Streptophyta; Magnoliopsida; Brassicales; Brassicaceae
Product: DDT domain-containing protein DDR4-like
Exons: 12
Coding region: 353-2629 (758 amino acids)
Biological process (GO): regulation of DNA-templated transcription
Cellular component (GO): RSF complex
Source: RefSeq, a predicted model, not a curated record